AUGGGUUCCCUUCCCAACCCUCCUUCGUCCCCCGGCCUCAAUAACGACACCCUCCUCAUUGCCAUCCCACAUCCCCCCGACCCUAACUGGAUCGCCACCCAGGCUUCACGCCACCCAGGCCUCAAAAUCCGCUGGUAUGAAACCGAGCGCACUCUAGGCACCCCUCCGAAGCCUCUCCCAACCGAUACCUUCGACGGCGUCACCCUAGUCUGCACCAACUGGCCGCAGCUCAUUCCCCCCUUCGCCAAUCCCAACAUCCGCUUCAUACAGCUCAGCUCGGCCGGCGCAGACCGCUGGGUAGAUCACCCGCUGUAUAAGGACCAGAAUGUGAUGUUUUGUAAUGCUAGUGGUGUUCACGCGCGCUUGCUGCACUUGCCUGUGCACGACUCUCCCGGCCUGCGAGCCGGCAUCCUAGGCUAUGGGGCCAUUGGCCGGCACGUCGCUCGCCUCGUGUCUGCCCUCGGCAUGGAAGUGUAUGCGUACACCCUACGUCCGAGACCAACACCCGAGUCGCGUCGGGAUAACAGGACGUAUCUUGUUCCAGGGACAGGCGAUCCAGACGGUGUGAUCCCUGUCAAGUGGUUCCACGGCGAGGAGAAAGAGUCCCUCAAGCGGUUCCUAGAGGAGGGGUUUGACCUCCUGGUAUUAAGUCUCCCCCUCACAAAAGCUACAGAGUCUCUAUUAUCGACGGAACAAUUUGACAUCCUUGCCACAAAAGGCAAAGGGAAGACAUUUAUCGUAAAUGUGGGGCGAGGCAAGCUUAUUGACACCCAGGCGCUCCUGGAGGCGGUCAGAGGGGGGAAGAUUGCGGGGGCGGCAUUGGAUGUGACAGAUCCGGAGCCAUUGCCGGAGGGGCACGAAUUGUUGAGGGAGGAGAGGGUGUUUGUGACUCCGCACGUUAGUUGGCACGCACUUGAGUACCUUGACUAUGUCAAUGCGGCAUUACAGUACCAACCAAACAUCUACAGGCAGUUCCUCAAUAUCGUGAUGGAUUACAAGAACCAGAGACUUGGCAUGCUCGGAGCUAUCCAUCAAGUUUCUGAUUUCUAUGUCAUGUAUCCUGUUUUGAUUCAGGGUUUGAUUGCCUUCUUUCUGCCAGAGCUUCACAUCGCGUGUGAUGAGGAGAUUGCAGAGAAUGCUGUUAGUGUCACAGGGACACGGCAGUUCAAGGAGAAGAAGUAUCCUUGA
Molecule: messenger RNA, 1188 nt
Organism: Thermochaetoides thermophila DSM 1495
Lineage: Eukaryota; Fungi; Ascomycota; Sordariomycetes; Sordariales; Chaetomiaceae
Product: oxidoreductase-like protein
Exons: 4
Coding region: 1-1188 (395 amino acids)
Biological process (GO): regulation of DNA-templated transcription
Molecular function (GO): NAD binding
Source: RefSeq, a predicted model, not a curated record